Molecule: messenger RNA, 753 nt
Organism: Caenorhabditis remanei
Lineage: Eukaryota; Metazoa; Nematoda; Chromadorea; Rhabditida; Rhabditidae
Exons: 6
Coding region: 1-753 (250 amino acids)
Cellular component (GO): cytosol
Molecular function (GO): RNA binding
Source: RefSeq, a predicted model, not a curated record
AUGCUUCCAGCAAUGUACGGUCAAGUCCAGGAUCCAUUGGUACACGCAGCAGCAGCUUUGGCACAGUCAACAAACGCCGAACCAGUCGUAGGUUCACGUGACACCAUGUUCACCAAAAUCUUUGUUGGUGGUCUGCCAUAUCACACCAGUGACAAGACACUUCACGAAUACUUUGAACAGUUUGGAGACAUCGAGGAGGCAGUCGUCAUCACCGAUCGUAACACCCAAAAGAGUCGUGGAUACGGAUUUGUCACCAUGAAAGAUAAGGCAUCUGCUGAUCGUGCCUGCAAAGAUCCUAAUCCAAUCAUUGAUGGAAGAAAAGCAAAUGUCAAUUUGGCGUAUCUCGGAGCGAAGCCAAGAAACAAUGUGCAACUUGCCGCGCUGGCCGCUGGACAAGUACAACUUCCACUCACCACUCAACUUCAAGCUCUGUUUCCUCAACGAAUCGGAAUUCCUCAAAUGUAUUAUCCAGCUGUUACUGGAUUCAAUCCGUUGAUUUCCGCUCAAGGAGCCGCCGCCCAACAACAAUUGAUUGAUUACUCUGCUCUUGCAGCAGUCAUGGGACAGAACCCACAAGCCGCUUACGGUCUUCAGGCUCAAGGAAAAUUUGCCUCCGCCGGACCAACCACAAUUGAGCAAUACGCCGCCUACCCAGCAGGGUAUGGACUCGUUCCACAAGCUGCCUAUAACAUUGGAAACUCGCAACUACAAUUGGCUGCCGCACAGCAGCAACUUGAACAUCAACGUGUGUAA